AUGGUUCUUGCUGGUUCAUUGCAAUUGUCCCAUCAACUGGGACUUUGCAAGAAUCAGAGGUCACGAGAACAAUAUAAGAGUGGAAUAGGAAGGGACAAGUUAUAUUCAUUAAGCACUGCCCUUACAUCACGAUUUGCGUUUCAGAAGCAGGAUUCUUGGGGUAUCCGUUUAUCAGACAAUGGAUACAGGUCCUUACAUACUGUGUCUCACAGCUAUCAUGCAUUUAAGUGCCAUUCUUCGCUAACAUCAGGCCAACCAUUCGACCAACACGGCUUGAAGACAGCUGCAAUUGUGUUGACAAGGUCAUAUAAUGCUUUGCAAGGUUGUCCUCUUGUAUUCAAAUUGAUUCCAUCAGUUGGCAUUAUUAUCUUUGCCAUAUGGGGUCUGGCACCACUUAUGCGCCUGAGCAGAAAUCUGAUUCUUCAUAAAAGUGAUGGUAGUUGGAAAAAGAGUAAUACACAUUAUGUUACAACCUCGUAUAUUCAACCUACGCUGCUAUGGAUGGGAGCAAUACUCAUAUGCAGGGCAUUGGAUCCAGUUGUUCUACCUACAGAAGCUAGCCAGAUUGUAAAGCAACGUCUUUUGGAUUUUAUAAGAUCAUUGUCAACUGUUCUGGCAUUUGCCUAUUGUUUAUCAAGUGUGAUUCAACAAGCACAGAAAUAUUUCAUGGAGACUAGUGACUCCGGUGAUACCAGAAAUAUGGGUUUUCAAUUUGCUGGGAAGGCUGUUUACUCUGCAGUAUGGGUUGCUGCUGUUUCAUUAUUCAUGGAGUUGCUAGGUUUCUCUACCCAAAAGUGGCUUACUGCAGGAGGUCUUGGGACAGUAUUACUGACGCUGGCUGGUCGUGAG
Messenger RNA from Prunus avium (sweet cherry), 849 nucleotides. The record is from RefSeq and is a predicted model, not a curated record. Lineage: Eukaryota; Viridiplantae; Streptophyta; Magnoliopsida; Rosales; Rosaceae.